Messenger RNA from Manduca sexta (tobacco hornworm), 4259 nucleotides. RefSeq names its product Fanconi anemia group D2 protein (gene FANCD2). Gene Ontology annotation, biological process: double-strand break repair involved in meiotic recombination; homologous chromosome pairing at meiosis; interstrand cross-link repair. The record is from RefSeq and is a predicted model, not a curated record. Gene Ontology annotation, cellular component: nucleus; condensed chromosome. Gene Ontology annotation, molecular function: DNA polymerase binding. The transcript has a single exon. Bases 184 to 4233 code for a protein of 1349 amino acids. Lineage: Eukaryota; Metazoa; Arthropoda; Insecta; Lepidoptera; Sphingidae.
AUUAGAGGUGUCAUUUCGAUUCUUCAUUCUACUUUUAUUCAUAUUGUUACACACCUAUCAUUACAGCCUCUGACAUCUUUCAAGAUUUAGCUUAUGGCGCGCUGUUAGAAACUUUACCUAUAUUAUAUCUGCUUGUUGUGGAACUUGUUACAUUUAAUUCAUUAAGUAUUAUCACUCAUAAAUAUGUCACAUAAAAGAAGUUUAUCACAAAGAUCCAACAGUGUCUUCGGGAGCCAGAAUAAAAAGAUAAGAUCAAUAGACAGAAAUAAUUGUUUGCAUAAAACUUUACAGGAAAGCGGUCUUAUUUUGAACCACCCACCAGAAAAAUGCGUUGCGUCACAUGAAACUAUACAUUUAUCUGCUAAAAUAAAGAAAAAUCUGGAGAAACAUUUCGAAUAUCCACGCAAUGUCGCCGAACUUUUAUCUGAUUUGGAAAAAGAAUGCCAAAACAUGGAUGUUUUUAAGCAUUACCUGUAUCCCAAUAUCGUGAUAAUAACCACGGAGAGCUCUGAAGAACAUCCUGUGAGCGACAGCAUCAUAAAAAUACUCUUGAGCAUACCUAUCUUACAAACAAAGUUGAUUGAUUAUGUCUUUGAAAAAGCUAUAGACCUAGCAGCGUCUUCUGCCUGUGGUCCCUGGAUUCAGAUGAUACUGAAAUGCUUCACAACAUUAGACAGUAUUGUUGACAGUGAAAAUAUAGCUACAAAUAUCAUAAAUCUGUUAGAUGUUACGUCAGAAAAAAUGGACAAACUGGAGAUAAUAACCGCUAUACCAGAUAUUAUCGGAGACCAAGAGCAUGAUAAUAUCGCAACAGAAAUGAGUAGAAUACUCAAUGAAGAUCAUGAUUUAAUUCCAGCUAUUUUGGAUUGCCUUACGUAUUUAUGUCUUUCUGAUGAACAAUAUGAGCAACUUCAAAAGAGAACUCUUAACAUACUUUCAAGUUUGUCAAAGUGCACCUAUUUUCCAAACUUUGUGAAAUUUCUUUUAAUUCCAGGCCGUUUGAGUGAUAAUGCAUAUUUUGAAGCAGUUCUAGGUUUAAGAAGUGCUUUAGGCUGGUCAACAACCUUAGCAAAACCUCAAGAUAUAGCAACUAGUCAAGUAUUAACUACAACAGCAAUCAGAAACUCUAUGGUCUCAUCAAAGGUUAUAGCAAACUCAUGGCUAAAAUCCGUGUCUAUGUGUAAAGUACACACCGAUCACAAGGCCAUAGACUUUAUUAUUUUGUUAAUAUUGUUUUCUACUUCAGAAGAGAGACAAAAACAGGUGGAAAAUUUAAUUAGGAAACAGAUUAAACUAAACACUUUAAAGGAGGAACUACUUGAUGAAGCAUUUGAGAAAUUCCAACCUGUCCUUAAGGAUUCUUUGAAAAAUCUAAUAAUCCUCAGUAACUCUUUACUGAAAAUUAAAGGUGACCCAGCUGUAGAAUCAUUUGCAUCUCACUUGUUUACAUUAAUGUUUUCUAAGCUUGAAGAUUGUGGUCAAACUAUUGUAGCUGAACUUUUACAACUAGGUUUAGACUCAAAGCAAUGUGUUAUGAGUAUAUUGGUGAUACUGAAUAAUGUUGCGGCCAAAAACAUGUCUCUAUUAAAACCACAAAGCAUGCAAAUGUUGAUAUUACUUGAUAGAAUGGAUGAUAUGCCAUUAACUGAAAUCAGGGCUGUAAUGAAUUUACUAUGUGGCCUUGCAUACAGCUAUGAAAAUUCACUCAUAAGAGAUGAUAUACAUAUGAUAAUUAGAAAAGAGUUGAGCAGCUCAAAUCCAAAGAUAAAGAUUCAAGGAAUUCUGGCUGGUGUCUAUGCAGUCAAAUAUUUAAUGGCAUCAAAUACAGACAAUAAUCAAACAACAGAGUUGCCAAAUGAUAUAAGCUAUGGCUCAGUUACACAUCUACCUGAAGGUGACCUUCGUGAAGCUGCUCAAAUCAUUGAGCUAAUCAGUCGCAGUACACGACAAUUUCCAGACAUGAUUGCUUUCUUCUAUGAUGAAAUGUCAAAAGUCAUAUCUUCAGCAAGCCAUGUAAAUAAAAAUUUCAUGUCAUGGUUGACUGAUGCAGUGACUAAUGAUUUAGAACAGAAUUUUAUUGUUGAUUCUAUGGAUACCCAAAGGAUAUGUGACUUGGAAUUAGCUAUGCAAUAUUGUAUUAAUGCAGAUAGUGAGAUGAAUGAAAUGAUUGCUAUUAACAUAGCUGGAUUAACUUUACAACCAAAAGCUGAAAUAUGUAUAGGUAUUCUGUCACCACUAUUUCAAUUAGUUCAGACUCUGCAUUUUAAGCAAAAUAAUGGUAAUUUAGCUAGUAUUGAUGCAUUACUAGGAUGUCCUGUUAUUAUGCCUAAAUAUGACAUAGAUGCUAUUGAAGAUAUGGAUUCAGCCAAAGUAAGCAACAUCCUUGAUUGUCAUGUCCAUAGCGUAAAUUGGUUUCGGGAAUUACUUAAUGCAUUUGCUACACAACAAGAUGAGUCAUUAAAAACAAAAACUUUGAAAAGAGUUCUCCAAGUCGAUAAGUUAGGAUUACUUAUUACAGAAAUUUUAUUUAAAAGUAAAAUAUCAUACAAACCUCCAAUCAGCACAUUAAAUGUAAACAAAUACACAAAAGAAAACCUAGAUAGAAAAACAAAUAAGGCUCAUAGUUCAAAGCAGAAUGUAAGUAAAAAACCAGUAGCAGAUGAUACUGUGCUUCCUGAAACAUUAAGAUCUCAAACAACACAAAACAAUCCUGCAACAGUAAAAAAUACAUUUAGUGGCCUUCAUGAUAUCCCUUUCAGGCAAUUAAACUUAAAUUUACUGCAAUUGCUGGAUACUGAUUUUUCAGAAGAUGUUGAUUCUGAGAAUGAAUUAAAUGUUAAAUCUUUGAAAUUUUUAUUGAAUUGUAUCAAUAGUAAUUUAGAAACUAUUUUGAUAUCAAAAAUAAAAAGAGUAACAUUUUGGACUAAACAAGACAAUGUAAUUUAUGACCCUAAAAAGGGUGAAAACUGUGCAAAAGCAGUCAGUGAAAUACUUCCUAGAUUAAUGGAACAUUUGAAAGCUGUCACAUUAUACAUAGAAAACCAUACAAUCGAGAACACUCGUGAUGAAAGCGGAUUCUCUUUUACAUCAGAAUUUAUGGAUUAUCUUGCAUGUCUUCAAUAUAUUUAUAACACGCUUACUAUAUUUUUUAAAUGGAUAGGAUUUAGAAACCAUCACAAUGCAUUAUUAAAAAGCUCACUGAGGACAGUAGCCGAGUCUAAUGAAAGUACUGGUCUAUCUUUAAAAGAUAUAGUGAUUAAUGUAUUUGACAAUUUAAAAACACACCAAAAAUAUUGCUUGCAAUUAUCAACUGCCGUGGCGCUAGUACAGCUUCUUAAAACUGUGCAGAGCUAUUGUGAUAAUAGAAUAGUAUUAAAAAUUCUAAGAAAUCUGGCCCAACAUUUUUUGUCUCAGCAGUGGCGAACCUCGGCUGGCGCUCUAGAAUCUGGAUUACAUUAUAACCAGAAUAUAGACUGCUUGGCUGCAGUCUAUUUUAUAAAUAAUGAAAUUUUAGAGCUUAAAAAUAUAGCCCUUGAGUUAACGAACGAAGUUAAAGUGCUAAAAGGGCGAAAUGAUCAUUUGAACUCAUUCAAAUCCAUAACGAAAUCGAACUUUUCGAUAUUAUACCGUAAUCUCGGCACAUCUUUACACGAAGCUACUAAAACACGCCUGAAUAUGGGAAUGACUAAUUCUGAACAUUUAGAGCUGUGGAAAGAUGUAGCCAUUAUAAUGAAAUAUAUGGCUGAUGUCGUUAAAACUGUUGAAAGUAGGAAUAACCUGGCUGCAUUUUUUAAUAAAUCAUUACCAAUAUUGAAAUUAUUUUUAUCUCAAGGAAUACCAAUAUUUGAACUACAAUUUAAGAACGAAACCCAAGAAGUAUUGGAAAUACUAAAAAUACUGCAACAGUCUACUCGUUUCUUGCAGUCUUUGUGCUGUCACUCUCGAUUAAAGAAGGACAAAACCUUGAUGAGUAAGGUUCCGAAUGUAAGGCAUUUACUUGAAACCCUGAUUUACAAAGUAAAAGCUGUUCUUGCUGCAAAUAACUGCUCAGAAGCGUUUUGGAUGGGAAAUCUCAAGAAUAAAGAUAUUCAUGGAGAGGUUAUAGCGUCACAACAAAGUGUUGAUCAGGAGUCAGUUGAAGAUUGUGACGAACAAUUACCAGAAGAUGAUAGUGAACAUACAGAUGAUGAAAUUUGUUCUGAUGUUGAAGGUAGGAUAAGUGAUAUUGUUUAAAUAAAAAUAUAUAGUAUCUACCCACA